CAAUAACCUGCCGGAAGUCACCCGGAACACUAUUGAUGUGCGACGGGGAGAAGAUGGCGGCGGCCAUGGUACAAAUGGCCUGUUUGUAUCGUGGGAUGUUAGCGGUGAGAGCCGCGGGGUUCCGACCCCUCAUUCCCGGACUUGUGCCGAAUCAACUCCGGGCUUUUUCUAUUAAAAAGGAACCGGAAUUAGAGGAAAACCCUUAUUAUAGUAAAUAUGAAGAGAAGAUCAGAAAACUGCGGAGCACCAAACCUCAAGAAUACAAAGCCCGACUUGAGAAGUGCAGUGAGAUAAAGAAGGAACCUGUUGGACACUCAAAACAAUCUGACUUCAUUAAACUAAUGGAGCAGGAGAAACAUAAGGGAGACAAAGCAGGACCUGGAGGUUUUACCAAAAACAAGACCUUAGAUUCAAUCCUCAACCUUGACUUGGUGAAGGACAAAUCUGGUCUGGAAAUUGGAGAGCUUUGGAUGAAUUUCUACUCAACAAAAGACACAAUCAGUGCUGUCAUACCAUUUGUGUACGCUCUGCCCCGGAAAGAAGGAUACGAAUUCUUUCUGGGUCAGUGGGCUGGUCAGGAGCUACAUUUCACCUCCCUCAUCAAUGUUCAGACUUUGGGAGAAAAUGCUCCAAGCCAGCUGAUUCUGUACCACUACUCGGACCUGAAACAGGACAAGGACCUUGUGCUCAUGACUGCUGAAAUGGAUAGAAAGUUUAUGACUGUUCAUGAAGCUCAAUGCUUAGCAAAUCAGGUGCAGUUAUUUUAUGCAGCACAGAGACAUGAGACUUUUCAGCUAGUAGAGACAUUCAACCACAGACCAGCGGAGUUCAGACACAUGUCUGUGAUCGCAGAGCUUGAGCAGAGUGGGAUAGGACAAGCAGCCACUGCAAAGUAACACCCAGUGCUGUGGGAGAGAGGUUGGAGGAGCCGUGCAUCAUGGAGAAGAAGGACACUUGGAAUCCUGGCAGAGAAACUGUCUAGUGUUGAUCCCUGCAUUGUACUGACUGUACCAGCCCUCAGUGCUACAAUCUCGUCUAAAUUCUGCAUCAAUACCUGGUCACAUUUGAUGUACACAAGCUAUUGUGUUGCCUUCACAAGCUCGGUUCAAUUUGGAAAGCCUUUAUUACAUACUGUGAUCUAUUUUGGUCCCUUUCUGUAAAAAAUGUAUAUAAUACACCAAAGGUUCAAGAUGUGAUUUGGUGCCUAUGACUUAAUCUUUAAUGGCUAGUUGUAUUUCAAGGAAUGAAGAAUUCUCCACCAUAGACGACGAAAACAUCUUUUCCUCCACCAUGAUAAAAGGAUAAAGGAGAAUAACAAGUCUGAAGCUUGAUUAUCCAAAUUAUUAACUAUUAUGCCCUGAAAGGACGCUCGUUUACGCAGCAUUGAGGAUGGGAACUUGUAUUUAUGAUAAUUGUGUGCGUGAGAGCAAUUGAUUUAUAACUGGAGAACAUAAAUAGUAUUUCAUUUGGAAUCUGAUAAAAGACAAUUAAAGAUAUUGCUGGCUUUGAA
This is a messenger RNA of Ictalurus punctatus (channel catfish), 1510 nucleotides long. RefSeq names its product ATP synthase mitochondrial F1 complex assembly factor 1 (gene atpaf1). Gene Ontology annotation, biological process: mitochondrial proton-transporting ATP synthase complex assembly. The record is from RefSeq and is a predicted model, not a curated record. Gene Ontology annotation, cellular component: mitochondrion. The transcript is spliced from 8 exons. The coding region runs from base 36 to 896 and encodes 286 amino acids. NCBI's taxonomy places the organism in Eukaryota, Metazoa, Chordata, Actinopteri, Siluriformes, Ictaluridae.